Messenger RNA from Glycine soja, 1397 nucleotides. RefSeq lists its product as uncharacterized. The coding region runs from base 160 to 1113 and encodes 317 amino acids. The transcript has a single exon. NCBI's taxonomy places the organism in Eukaryota, Viridiplantae, Streptophyta, Magnoliopsida, Fabales, Fabaceae. Gene Ontology annotation, biological process: lipid metabolic process. The record is from RefSeq and is a predicted model, not a curated record. Gene Ontology annotation, molecular function: phosphoric diester hydrolase activity.
UUAUAACAUGCUCGACUUGUUUCAAAUAAAAAAGUUUUGUUAAGAAUCGAAAAUCUUAAUGAUGGUAUCAGAAUGAUAAAAAUGUAAAAAUUUGUUGUUGCGAUAAAAGUAUAUAUAAAAGUGAUGGUGGGAGUGGGCAGUGGUGAGUGAGGAGUGAAGAUGGGGUCAGAGGUGUCUAAACAGAUGGAGCGAAGAAAGACAAUCCAGACAGAGAAGAAGAGUCUGUCCGAUCUGAAAAGCAGCGGAGAAGACUACCCUGGCUCCGACUACCGUCCCCAAGACAGAAAAAACUGGAUGUCCCAUCUCGACCCUCAGAAACUCCGCAUCAACCAAAUCGUCUGGCCCGGCACCCACGACUCCGCAACCAACAAAAUUGGCAUCCCUCUCCUCACUCGCCCCUUCGCCCAGUGCCAAUCCCUCUCCAUCUACCGCCAGCUCUCCCUCGGCACCCGCGUCCUCGACAUCCGCGUCCAAGAACACCGCCGCGUCUGCCACGGUAUCCUCCUCACCUACGGCGUUGACCUCGUCCUCAACGACGUCAAGAAGUUCCUUUCCGACACGCAGUCCGAAAUCCUAAUCCUGGAGAUUAGAACCGAGUUCGGCCACGAGGACCCUCCCGAAUUCGACAAGUACCUGGAGGAACAGCUGGGGGAGCAUCUGAUCCAUCAGGACGACGCCGUUUUCGGGAAGACCGUGGCGGAGUUGUUGCCAAAGAGAGUUAUCUGCGUUUGGAAGCCCAGAAAAUCGUCCCAGCCCAAACCUGGGAGUCCUCUCUGGAGUGCGGGCUUUCUGAAGGAUAAUUGGAUCAACACGGAUCUGCCUUCCACCAAGUUCGACGGCAAUUUGAAUCACUUGAGCGAGCACCCUCCCGUUACGUCGCGCAAAUACUUCUACAGGAUCGAGAACACCGUUACCCCCGUCGCGGAUAACCCCGUUCUCUGUGUUAAACCUGUUACCCGACGCAUUCAUGGCUACGCCAGGCUCUUCAUCGCUCAAUGCUUCGCCAAAGGAUUCGCUGAUAGGCUUCAGGUCUUCUCCACGGAUUUCAUUGACGAGGAUUUCGUUGACGCAUGCGCUGGACUCACUCAUGCAAGGGUCGAAGGGAAAGCCUGAAUGCCCGAAUUCAACUAUUAAUAUUGUUUGUUAGGGAUGGAUGUUUUGCUUUGUGUGUUCCUUUGAUCUUUGAUGGUGUCGUCACUGUACUUUUUUUAUUUAUUUGUUGUAAAGCUGUAUAGAUUUUAUUCUAAACUGUAAACUGGAAUAUCGAAAUGCACCCUGUCCGUUUACAAAGAAUUUCAUUUCCUGCUGCUAGUACACAGCCCCAAGUCUUGUAUCAAAUGCUCAUGAUAGGGCUCAGAAUAUUCACCUUCAUAAAAUAAAUUAAAUUGCUUUCUCCA